AUAUAUGACAGUAAAAGAGUAUCAUAACUAAAGAACUUCUUGUCCUCAUAGGCCACCAUUACUUUGCAGACAGGGCUGAUAACAUAACACCGCUCUUCACUGUGAUUGAACCAUGUGUUUCCCUUUAAGUAGAGGUCAGAGGUCACCUUAAGUGCAGUAUGUUUUUAAACUGGCUUUGACACUGACCCAAAUUCUUAUCAGCUUGUUGAAGUAGGAAACAUUUGCCAUAAGUUAAUGCUAGUAACAAGCACAUAGGCUGUAUAUAGGCAAAGGAAUCACACAGUUCAGCUCUCGUUUAGGAAAACUAAUUCUAUUGUAUUAGGACAUGAAGCAUUUUUUGGCUAAUCUCUACUAAGACCAGAGAUCAGUCAAAUAUGCUCCUGUGACUGGAUAAAACUCGAGUUGGUACCAUGCACCAUGUUUGCCCUGCAGCAGGCUCCAGACUAAAAUGAGCAGACCUCACACUGGUCUUUUCUUAGCUGUAAGCGGUCAUUCUCCCUCUGUGUGCUCCUUUUGUGAAUGUUAGUGAGCAAAGUUUGUGUAUAACUUGCCGUGAGACAAAAUAUAAUCUUGUUAAAGUAAAGUCAGAGCAAAUACUGACACAGUCACCCUGCUCACAAACACACACACACACACACACACACUCCUGCGGAUACUAAGGAAACAGAGCGUUUACUGUCUGUUUCGGGGGUCCUGUUUUUCUUCCUCCCUUUUCCUCCCACAUCUCUCCCUCUCCUUCGUUUUCCUUGAAAGUAUCGUGAACGCGCUCUGUAGGCCGUUAUUAAAGGGGCGGACCUUGAUGCGCGGUCACGCGCGCCACCGCUCCGGUGGUUUUGACUGUCACAUAAAAGUGCGCGUCCCACCGGCCGACCGGCGGAUCUCUGCCUCUGCUCCCUGACAGACCGGACCGGAACCAGCGGCGGUAAAACACUAACAGCCUUUACAUUUUUAGCAUCGAUUUCUGAAGAGGUCAAGUUUGCUGUAGAUAAUCUCGUGUGCGCUCCUGUUGUUUGUGUUAUUGUAAGAAAGCAGGUCAGUCCAGAUAGGAUUGGGGGGCUGACAAGUUCUUGGGAAAAGGGUCUUACUAUCUCACGGUUUAAAAUGAUCUCAGUUCAGUUGUAUUAAGUCACAUGAGGGGUCUUUGUUAAGGCGUCUGCAAGUCCUUUGUUCUGUGUGAAUGUUUAUUAAAACUCGACAUCCAUUGUUUCCUCCCCCAGCCGACAAAACCAGCCGCUCAGCUUGAAGACGCCUCGCGGGAAAACACGUGAGAUCAGCGGACGUCUCGCAGGUAUGCAGGCAAAACUUAUCUACUGUGUUAAAGUUUACAAAGUGCAUGUACAUUUUUAAAAUGUACUUGCUUGCUUGCAGGUUGCGCAUGAAGCCUACUCCGCAUGCAAACAAUCCAAAUAAUUUAAUUUCCCUCCUUAAUGUCCAUUUUUCUGCAGCAGGACUACCCCCUCCCCACGUCCACAGCUUGCCUUGUAGAAAGCCUGAGCUGUGUUGCUGCCUCAUCUGAUAGAGCUGCUGGAUGGCUGCAUUGUUCUCAAUCCUUUGAAUUUAGAUAAUGUUCAUUGUCUUGUGUCUGUUUAUUAUAUAAUAUGUAUUCGAUUCUGUUUCCACCUUCACCCCAAACCCACCCCUUUGCCUGUUCAUGCAUCAGUGUGUUCCAGAAAUCCAUCCUCAGUAGCCUCCACCUUGAGUGGGAUGCAGAGGAGUAUGAGAGCAGGAGUGGAUAUUUGAUGCCACUUGGCAACAGUUGCCUAUGUAAGAAGUGUGGCAUAUUCAGUUAUGGGGGAUUCGAUCUUCAACUGCUGUUAUGUCCCACCCCACCCCCCAGGCGACAGGGAGCCCCCCAGGUCCAGACGCACGGACAUCAUGACCUCCCACAUCCCCUCCGACAAGCGCUUCCUCAUCUUCUUCGACUUCGAUGAGACGAUCGUGGAUGAAACCAGCGAUGACAUGGUGGUGCAGGCCGCCCCGGGUCAGCACCUCCCGGGCUGGCUGAAGGACACCUACCAGCCGGGCCGCUACAACGAGUACAUGCAGCGCGUGCUGGCCUACCUGGCGGAGCAGGGCGUCACGGAGAGCGACAUACGCAACGUCAUGGAGAAGAUGCCGGCCACCCCCGGCAUGAUAACCCUCUUCCAGUUCCUGCGCACGCGGCCACAGACAGACUUUGAGGUGGUGCUCUUGUCUGAUGCAAACACCUUUUUCAUCGAGUCCUGGCUGCGGCGCGCGGGGGCCCGCCAGCUCUUCCACCGCAUCUUCACCAACCCGUCCACCUUCAACAAGGACGGACGGCUUGUGAUGCGGCCCUUCCACUCCCACGACUGCCAACGGUGCCCCGAUAACAUGUGUAAGCAGGUGGUGGUCCGGGACUACGUGGCCCGCAGGACGCAGGAGAGGGGCCGUCCGUACCAGAGGGUGUUCUACGUGGGGGACGGAGCCAAUGACUUCUGCCCGGCGCUCUCCCUCGGGCCCCGGGACGUGGCUUUCCCGCGGAGGGACUUCCCCAUGCACCGGCUGAUCACAGAAACCCACGAGGCCAUGCCCGGGGAGUUCAAAGCGGUCACUGUGCCGUGGGUGAACGCGGAGGAAGUGGUGAACCGGCUUAGGAAGUACGUGACAGAGUAGAGGGUCACAGAAAGAAGGCGAGAUUAAGGGGGGUAAAGACUUUUUCAGUCAGAUUCUCAGGUAACUUACCCAAAACACAUCUGAAAGGCAAUAAAACCAUUUAUCCUAUAGCCUGCACGUGCCUUCAGCGUCUCACGUUUUGGUUCAAAGGUCACAGGCCCAGUUUAUUAUCAAGAGGUUAAUAAUUAAACCUGUUGACCACGUGACAUAAUCAGGCUAUCCUUGACCCACGCAAGUAUAUAUAUACUUCUAUGCAAAGAUACAUCUUCACAGGCUGUUAGUGUGUGAAUGUCCUUCAGUAUGACUUGUGUUGCCUUGAAAGAGGAUCAGCAGGGGAAUCAGCAAAAGUACUUCAGUAGAAUUAUUGUAAAUGUUAUAUGGACAAUAUGAGUGGUAUCCUUUGAUUAACAAGAUAUCUAAGUGUGUUUCCUUCAAACUGCACUUUAAAUAUAUAGAAAUAUAUUAAAGCUCUAGUCUCAGUAUGUGAAACCAGACCAACGCUGCCAAUUAAUGGCACUGGGCAUUUUAGAAAAUGUAGCCUACAAUAUUUUAAUCGCAAGGAUUCUCAGAAUAUGUUGUAUUUCGUUAGGUGCUAUGACUCCAUUGUAUGAUUGUUUUUGUUUGUAUGAUCUGUUAUCUGUCUGUCAGUUGUGUCUUUGCUGUGUAGGCCCGGCCUACUUAAGAAUCUAACACCAGCAGGAAUAAAGCCAUCAACUGAAA
Messenger RNA from Xyrichtys novacula (pearly razorfish), 3354 nucleotides. The record is from the annotation of a GenBank genome assembly. Lineage: Eukaryota; Metazoa; Chordata; Actinopteri; Labriformes; Labridae.